Messenger RNA from Effrenium voratum, 2451 nucleotides. Lineage: Eukaryota; Dinophyceae; Suessiales; Symbiodiniaceae. The record is from the annotation of a GenBank genome assembly.
AUGAAGCGACGCUCAGCUCAGAAGCAGGAGAACUCGAAGACCAAGGCCCUUGACAUGCUGUGGUGCCUCUACGAGGCCAUGCGGCUGAAGGACGAAGAGUUUUUGACCCAGCCAGGGGUAGUCAUUGCUCUACACCGUGAUGAAAGAAACCGGGUGAUCCAGUGCGACUUUACAGCUGCUUCCUCCGACCUGUCUACUCGGUCGGGGGUGCUGCACUGCGCCUUCAACCAGGGUGGGGCUGCAGGCGUCCUCCAAGGCACCAAGGAGAUCGUGCGAGCUGCUCUCACCAGCCUAGACAAGCAGGUGAAACAUGGAUCAGAAAAUGCUUUGCGGAAAGCAGUGGAAUUGGUCUGCAUAGACGCCGCUCCAGACGAGGUGGCAGCUUCCAACGAAGGCCACCGACCAAGCUUCCAGGACUUGCAGCCCUACACGCCAAAUCUGCUGAUUGCCCGCUCCUACAAAGCCUCGGAUUUCCUCGACCAGCUCUUCCGGUCUUUUGUGUGGGAUAAGGCAUCCUUGGUUCAGCGCAUCGAGAACUCGCCGAUUUUUAAAAUGUGGUUCCAGGAGUGCCAGCCAUAUGCCAGGGCCACUUUAGAUGCUCGCGUGAGGUCUCUCAAGGCUGCCAAGCAUCGAAUGGCGAGCCAUGAAAAGCCGCUAUGCCGGCUAGUGCUGUACAUUGAGCCUCUCAUUCAUGUGGCUCUGCGCAUCCGCGCAGAGCGAAGCCAAGAAGAUGUCUCUCACGAUGCCAGCCGGUUCCUGGCAGCGCUGUCGGCGGAGAGCUACCUCCAGCUGGCUUUACUAGCUGACGCAGCUGUGGAAGUCGGGGACCUCUUGCGGGUGGCAGACGCGGGUGCUGGCAUGAACACGGCGGAGCUCAUCACAUGCGUCCAAGACUUUGAGAAGCGCAUCAGUUACUUGUUCUUGCACGGCGGGGUCUUCAGCUCAUCCGGCUUCACUGCGUGGGCGCUCCACGUGCUGCGACAGCGGUACAGCUUUGCAGUUGCAGGCACGCAGCGGGAGUUUGGGGGCCCGCAGUUGCCAGGCGAGGCAGUCAAGGAGCGGUGUCUACGCCGCAUGCAGGCCUGGCACAAGGUGGUGAACUCCGUGCUCCACGCCGUGUUCCCGGACUGGGAGCUUGCUGCGGCGUUCCAUGUGAUCUUUGCCAGCAGAUGCUCAGAAGCCUCGGCGGGUUUUGGCCCAGCGUGGGCGCAAGCCGUGUGGCACGCGCAGAAGUUGGGGAGGCCGGUGGCUGCGCUGCAGGCAUGCUUGCAGCGCUACUUGGCCUUUGCAAUCAGCACCUGUGGCCUUGAGAGACGCUUCUCGCGGCAAGCGUGGUCUUUUGGAAAGUCUGCUGACCACCAAUCCCUGGCGCUGCACGUGGCCAAAGCGAAGCUCCUGACGGAUUACCAGGCGGCAGAGGAAGACGCCAUCAUCCAGAAGGCGCAGGAGGUUUGGAUGCAGCGGCACAGCCCAGCCAGGGAGUCCACUGGCCCUAGGUUUCACAAGGGUCAGCGCCAGGGGCCUCGAAAAGGCCGCACGCUGGCGGGCUUCUUGCGGCGCCGCAGGGAGGCUGUUUCAGAAGGUUGCAAAGCAGCUGGCGCAGCUCUUUCCACCGACCCGCUUCCGGCAGACAUGUUGGGGGAUUUCUGGACAGAGAAGCACGCAGAGGAAGUUGCUUUCCAGCAGCAGAAGCAGGUGCGACUGGCCCAAGAGGCUCAUGAGCUGGGAGCCCUGCUGCCCGGAGAUGUGCCAGAUGAAGUUCUAGACGCAGCUCCUGAAGCAGAGCGCCGGCGACAAGCCAAUGCUCGUCAGCGGGCGCGGCAGACAAGCAAGCGUGCGGCUGCUCUACAAGGCGCAUUGCCAGACCUGACAGGGAGAGUUGUGUUCGUGCCGCCGGGCAUGCCCUCAUUGCAGCGGCUGGCAAGUGAGCGCGGUUUCCAGCUCACCGACCGCAGGGCUCAGGCCACCGUGUUUCUUGCAGAGUCCUUGGAAAGCAUGUCGGAGAGAACUUGGGCGGCAGCGGUGCUUUGCGGAGGCAGCGUCAUGACCUGGGACACCUUGCAGGAGAUGCAAGGGCCGUGCGUUUCUUGGCAGAAGGCCUUGGACACAAGGCGCCGCGUGUACUGGACCCAGGCAGCUCAGAAGCACAGCCCGCAGCUGCACCAGCUGGUCGUGGAGAUGGCGAAGACGGCGAGGCGCUGGAAGAUGCUGGAUGGCCAAGAAGACUUCGAGCAGCAGAAAGUGGAAGCGGCCGCCAGGAAGCAGAGCCCCGCCGUUCUCGCCGUGACACGGCCGUCAGAGAAGAAAGGUCUUCUUGAAGUGCUGGUUGCACGUGGUGCCAAGGGACAAAGGUCCACGCUCAGCACUCACAUCCAAACUCCCAAGGAGUUUUUCCAGUUCAUUGCAAAGCAAGAUCCACAGCGAUGUUGCACGGGUGUUUGCGGAUAUUGA